AUGUGGUUCCAAAUCGCUGUGGCAUGCGUCGCCAUAUUGGGCGCUUCGGCCCACGAGGCUGUCUCCAGCGUGUCCCGCGUUGACGGGCACGGUCACCACGGUGGCUACGCCAUCCACCACGGCCACCAUGGCUACCACGGCCACCACGGCCACUGGGGCAGCCUGGGCUACCUGGGCCACCACGGACACGGCUACUACGGCAACUACGGCCACGGCUACGCCGGCUACCCGUACGGCCACCACGGCUACGCCCACCACGGCUACAACCACCACGGCUACGGACACCACGAUGGACACCACGGUGGACACUACGAACACGCAUGGCACUACCCAGCGUACAAGUUCGCGUACGCCGUGAACGACCACCACACCGGCGACAUCAAGGAGCAGCAGGAGGAGCGACACGGAGACGUCGUGAAGGGCCACUACUCGCUGGUCGAGCCCGAUGGCAACGUGCGCUCUGUACACUACGAGGCUGACGACCACCGCGGGUAA
Molecule: messenger RNA, 495 nt
Organism: Plutella xylostella (diamondback moth)
Lineage: Eukaryota; Metazoa; Arthropoda; Insecta; Lepidoptera; Plutellidae
Cellular component (GO): extracellular matrix
Source: RefSeq, a predicted model, not a curated record